This is a messenger RNA of Capsicum annuum, 982 nucleotides long. RefSeq names its product NAC domain-containing protein 83. NCBI's taxonomy places the organism in Eukaryota, Viridiplantae, Streptophyta, Magnoliopsida, Solanales, Solanaceae. Gene Ontology annotation, biological process: regulation of DNA-templated transcription. The transcript has 3 exons. Bases 215 to 961 code for a protein of 248 amino acids. The record is from RefSeq and is a predicted model, not a curated record. Gene Ontology annotation, molecular function: DNA binding.
UCUUCAACAUCCCCCUAUUACUAUAAAAAUAAUCCACACUUUCCCUUAAGGACGUACCACACUUUUCCUCUUCUUUCUCUCUACACUAUCAUAUUCUUCUUUUCUUCCUCUAUCUAUUUAACUUGUCCCACUAACUUGCAAAUGACAGAAUAUUAACUCCUUAAAUCUUGUGUUUUUUUUUUUUUUUUUUUUAUAUAUUUAUAUAAAUUGUAUUAUGGAGAAGGUUGAUUUUGUGAAGAACGGUGUACUUAGAUUGCCACCAGGAUUUAGGUUUCGUCCAACUGAUGAAGAGCUUGUGGUACAAUACUUGAAGCGUAAGGUCUUCUCCUUCCCUUUGCCAGCAUCCAUUAUACCUGAGGUGGAAGUUUACAAGUCUGAUCCUUGGGAUUUGCCAGGUGAUAUGGAGCAAGAAAAGUACUUCUUUAGCACAAAGGAGGUGAAGUAUCCAAAUGGAAACAGGUCAAACAGAGCAACAACGUCAGGAUAUUGGAAGGCAACUGGAAUUGAUAAACAAAUUGUGAUGAAGGGCCAACAACAACAACAAUUAGUAGGAUUGAAGAAAACAUUAGUAUUCUACAGGGGAAAAUCACCACAUGGUUGCAGGACUAAUUGGAUUAUGCACGAAUAUCGUCUUGCCAAUUUUCAAUCUAACAACCAUCCAACCCAGGGAAACUGGGUUAUCUGCCGAAUUUUCUUGAAGAAAAGAGGCACUACCAAAAAUGAGGAGGAGAAUGCGAGGAAUAUAGGCGGAGCUGUAGCCUGCAUUGCAGAGAAGAAGAAGAAGAAGAACGCGUUAGUCUUUUAUGAUUUUAUGGGGAGGGAUAAUAUGAACGGAACCGCAGCAACGACAACCUCAUCAUCCAGUACCACCAGUAGUGGCAUUACUGACUUGACUACUAAUAAUGAAGAAUCUGAUGAAAGUAGCUGCACUUUUAAUACUAGUUUUAGAAGAAAACGUUAAUUAAUUUAUGGUCUUUGAAUA